UGUCUCUGAAAGAAAUUAUGUGCUAUAGAUAUACUGACAUCUAUGCAACGCUCUCUCUCGUAGCAACACACUUAAGUAUGUGGCUGUUGCUCUUUUUCAUUUGCUACAAAGCCGAGGAUGGCUACGGCCUCGAAUCUCUCCAUUGUCAAUUAUGGAGACGGCUUCUCAUACACCGAAAGUGAACUCGCUUACUAUCGCUUUCAUGUUCCUGAUGUACAAGCAGCUCUUGGGUAUAUUCUCCCUGUUGUGUCCGAUGCCCUUCGUAAUCUUCCUGACUGGGUAGUUGAUGAUACCACGCACAGCUUAUACCUUGAAUGCGGCAAGAAUCUGGAAGAAAUGAAGAAGACGGUGUUCGCUUUGCGAGAUAUAAGAAAAUUCGACGUCUUGAGCAGAUGGCGCAAUGAAAGAUUUCCAGUUUACGGCUCGAAUAAGGAAGUCCUCUUUCACCUCGAAAGAAGUGCAUGUCCACUACUUGGCGUGGUCACAUAUGGGGUUUGUACGACCCCAGACUGAAUCUGCAUUUUUUUAGGAGGAAGGAAUAAUAAGGCCCUCCCGGGUCCCAUAUCGCAGGUAUGAACACUUAGUGUGGCUUUUUUUGUCCGUGAUUGUGCCUGUAAAGACUUGUAUGCUCCCAAUAUGCACGUUCCCAGCUCUCCGAUGAAUAUCCUGGAUGAUAUGGAGUAUUGUAGCUCUGUUGAGCCUAUUCUGUCUCUCUGUGUAGUCGGGAUAUUAAAAGUAUUUUGCCUUUAUUAUAAAUAUAGGUGCUAUAAGUUUUGGGAAAUAAAUAACAGAG
Paecilomyces variotii is the source of this 793-nucleotide messenger RNA. RefSeq lists its product as hypothetical. The record is from RefSeq and is a predicted model, not a curated record. The transcript has a single exon. NCBI's taxonomy places the organism in Eukaryota, Fungi, Ascomycota, Eurotiomycetes, Eurotiales, Thermoascaceae. The coding region runs from base 118 to 513 and encodes 131 amino acids.